This is a messenger RNA of Cucumis melo (muskmelon), 1346 nucleotides long. RefSeq names its product ethylene-responsive transcription factor ABI4. Bases 97 to 1023 code for a protein of 308 amino acids. The transcript has a single exon. Gene Ontology annotation, cellular component: nucleus. The record is from RefSeq and is a predicted model, not a curated record. Gene Ontology annotation, molecular function: transcription cis-regulatory region binding; DNA-binding transcription factor activity. Gene Ontology annotation, biological process: positive regulation of DNA-templated transcription; response to stress. NCBI's taxonomy places the organism in Eukaryota, Viridiplantae, Streptophyta, Magnoliopsida, Cucurbitales, Cucurbitaceae.
CCAAUUCCAAAUCAAACCCCCAACCACACUCUUCACUCUCCCCCAGCCCCCUUCCCUUCUCACUGAACGAGGCAAACAAACUCCCUUUCCCCUUUUAUGGAUCCCGACCAUUCACCUUCUUCUUCUUCCUCUCACCUCCUCCCUCAACCUAAACCCCUUGACCAUUCUUCACCUUCUUCUCCUUCUCCUUCUUCCUCUAACCCUUCCGAUUCUUCUCCUAACAAUAAUAACAACAUCAACAACAACAACAACAAUAAUGGCGCCCGUAAACGAAAAGGCAAAGGCGGCCCCGACAACAACAAAUUCCGUUACCGUGGCGUCCGUCAACGCAGCUGGGGUAAAUGGGUUGCCGAGAUUCGUGAACCCCGUAAACGCACCCGCAAGUGGCUCGGUACUUUCUCCACCGCUGAAGACGCCGCUCGUGCUUACGACCGCGCGGCCAUCAUCCUCUACGGCUCCCGUGCCCAACUCAACCUCCAAUCCACUUCUCCUAAUAAUAAUUAUUCUUCCUCCAAUUCAUCCUCUUCCUCCUCCUCCUCCCGCUCCUCCUCCUCCACCUCCCUCCGCCCUCUCCUCCCCCGCCCCGCCCUCUCCUCCACCUUCUCCUUCUCCUCCAUGGCUUCUUCUCUCCCCCUUAUGCCCUCCCCUCAAUCUUACACCGCCAUCUACCCUCCGUCUUCUUCCUUAAUAUAUCCCAAUCUCCUACAUAAUCAAUACCCACCACAACUUACCCAACACCCCACCCACGAAAUAAUUACGUCUUCCACUACUACUGUUACUAAUUGCACUCCACCUAUUUCUACUACUGCCACUCCCUCUUCACCAACAACCUCGUAUUCCCAAAACCCUAAUAAUCCCACCUUGCUUCUUGCUUCCCCACUCCCACCUCUCCCUUCAGAUCUCAUUCUUGGGCCUAUUGGGCCUUCUUCUCCCGCCGUUGGAUGGCCCUCUUUGGACAUCAACGAUGACGAUUAUCUUCCGUCUCUCUGGGACUACCACGAUCCUUUCUUCUUUGAUUUCUGAGAUUCUUUCUUCUUUUCUUUUUCUUUUUUCUUUUUGAAGUGUAAACCGACAUGUCGACUUUCUUUUUUAACAAAACUAGAAGUUGGGAUGGGAGUGCAUCAGAUAUCUCGACUGGGUCGAUACAAUCAUUGUGUUCGAUUUGAACCACCACUCUCGCCUUGCAUGUAAUCUACACCGGCUGGACACGGCGGUGGCUGUGGCGGAGGAGAUUUUUAUGAUCUAUUACUGGUUGGUAAUAUAUAUAUAUAUAAAUUAUAUAUUUGUGUGUUUUUCUUAAUUCUUAGUAUUAUACAAUUUGAUUUAAUGGAAUUGGUGGUUUUGCA